AUGGGAGCAGACGAAUCGGGCGACCUGAAUCUCAAGUUCUUGGAAAAGAGGGGCUCUCUUGUCACUGGCGUGAAGAAGCGCGCUAGGGUGGGGGGCUACAUCGACUGCGACACCUUCGUGAAGGAAUCGCGGACACAGAAGGACAUAGAAUGGCAGGAGGGCCAGUUGAUUGAACUCUGGGCCUUUGUAAAAGACGAGGAGCUGUGUUUCGCCAAGAACAAGGAGAAUGAGGAUCUUGUCACAUCGUACAUCAAGGAGAAUUACCACUACACGGUGAGGCUCAACAAGAAGAAGGUCAUGCGCGUUGACGUGCCAGCCACCAGCGACGACCGCUCCUACUAUAAGAGAGAGGUCUGCGACGAGAAGGGCGUGGAGCACGUCACGAAGCAUGGCGAGAAGCGGGCCGCUGAUGAUCACGUCGACAUGCUGCUCCUCGAACAGGAGGACGAGGGCGGUUCCGGAGCAGCCAGCGCAGCGGGGGACUUCGAAGAGGCCUCCACGUCCGUCGUCAACGUGAAGCCCCCGAUGAAAGGCAACCUGAAGAACCAGCGAGGCGGUCCCGCGGCGAGUCGAAAGAGUAGAAGGGUGAAGGGCCAGAGGGACCAGGCGACAAUUGAUGACUGCAAGGAGUUGAGAGACAAAACUAAAGAGAAGUACACAUUUGAGCACCAGUGGAAGGCGCAGGCGAAGUUCGGCUACAGAGAGCUCCAUGGUUUGGUUGGCAAGCUGCACCGCGCUGCCAGGAAGUGCGGUGCGAUCGACGCUGGUCCGUGCAAGGAGGCUGCGCUCGAGGUCAGCACCGAGUUGUUCGACCUCGCCCAGGAGGUUGAGAUGGCGAGCGACGUGGUCAAGAACUUGAGGACUUCAUUCUUAACGUAUGCGUCAGAACCGUUACCACAGGGACACAGCGACGUGCUUCGUGGAUGCCCCAACCAACUGCCCUCGCAGAUCCUGACCUCAGGCACGAACGCGGUGAUAAACAGCAUCAGCAAGGACGUGAACAACCUUCAAAUUGCCUUGGGCCUGAUGGCCUGCUAUGGUACGUUCUCGACGCUGAGCCUGAGCUUCCUGGGCGCUGAGAGCGCAUUGGCGUCGCAGCGAAGCCUCGCGUUCAGCCUUGUUGACAAAGUAUGGUGCAUGAACAAGCUCGAUGAUAUCAUUCAAACUGGGGGCGCGCUUCGCAGGCAUCUACCGACAUGGGCAUCCGUGCACACGCUGAUCGGCACGGACUCCACUGACGGCUUCUACACGCAGCCUGCGCUGGACCUCCACUGUUUGUCGGUCUGCUGCUCCGCGCUCAAGUGGGCCACGGCCGAAGGUACCCGUGUUGAGGACAGGGAGCUCCGCAUGCAAUGCGCCGCCUUGUUCCACGAGCAGGGCCGCCUGAGCGCGCGCACGAAGACCCACUUCAGAGCACUUUGCGGCGAUGCCACCUCGCAUGGGAAGACGGAGAACGACAAGAAGCUCGAUGAGGUCGCGCGCUUCGUCGAGCAGCUCCAGGUCGAUGACUUCAUUGACCAGGUCAAUGUGAUCAUCGGUCACUUCGCUGAGGGCGACUUCCACAUCACGUGCAAGGAUGUCGGCAUUGCCUGGGGCGGCACGCAGUCCGACAGGCAGGAGCUCGUGGACGUGGUCAAGACGCUCUACGCGAUUGCCGAGAAGAUCUUGACCACGGAGCUGCAUUGCCCCACCUACCUCGGACAAGUUCAUCGUUCCAGUGGCUACCAAUAUGAUGAUGAGCCUGAGCGGUGCGUGGUACUGUUUGUGGUAUUGAGCUUUAUCAUUGACACGUUGACGCACUUCGACAUGUCGGAUUACUCUGUCCAUCACAACAGCCUCAUCCUUGAGGUCUCCAUCCGCACCCAAGCGAGCAUCGAGCUGCAGAACAUGAAGCGCGUGUACGGCCGCAGCACAGAGACUACGUUCGACGAGGCGUUCGUGAAUGAGUUGCACGCGGUGUGGACCUUGUUCUUGGAGGCGGGCUCGCAUAAGCACACCUGCUCCGAGGAUUCCGUCGUCGUCACCUUCUGCGGGCGUCUGAGGCAGGGGCAGAGCACCAUCAGCUCGGACAUAUACCAGAUGCUCGUCGACAUGCUUUCCGUCGGCCCCCCGUUCACCGCCGUGGCUUUCGCGCGCUUGCAGGACGCCCAGGAGCUCUUCCCCGACAAGUGCAAAGACCUGAUUCGGAGCCUCCCUGUGAUAGAGCGGUGCCGCGACGUGCACGGCCUCAGGGAGCAGGGGAAAGCUGGCGGCGCUCUCUGCGCGCUCGCCAAGCUGUGCGACGAGGUUCGCGUGGUCCAUGCAAAAUGUCCAGAGGCGGCUGCAGCGCGGGAUGACAGCGUAGACUGGAUUGCUGCCGGCGACGCAGAAUUCGAGGAAGCCCUGAACAGCCUCUGCCAGAAGAUGAAUGUCAGCAAGACAAUGUCCGACUUCGAGAAGCACUAUGCCGUCGCGGUCACGGCCAUCGAGGCGUGGGGCUUCACGCAGUGCGAGUGGCUUCGAAGUGACGCCGAGGUGCCCCAGCUCGUCGUGAACAUCACCAAGAAGCUCGAGUUGGCGGCCAACCAGUGGCCGACUUGGCAACACCUGUUGGAGUCCACGGUGCAGCAGUGCAAAGACUGGCUCGUGGGCCCCACGCGCGACGCCUUGCAGAAUGCAUUGGGCAGCGUGCCUGCGACGGGUGAGGCUGUGCGCAAGAACGCGGUGAUCUUCGGGGCAGCUCUCGUCGCCAGCCGCAUGCUCACCACCGACGGCAACAAGAAGGCGAUCGACGGGGCCCUGACUUAUGUGAAGAACAAGCUUCUGGUGGCAGAAGCGGAUCUGCCGCAGGCGCUGCUGAAGCGCCUGCGUACGGGCCUGCAGGGGAAGAAGGGCGCCGACGCAAGAAAGCUGCAGCGAGCUCGACGGUGGGCCCCCCCUCAAGAAGCUGGCCAAGGGGUCUUCGACGGACUCCUGAGGCGCACGCUGUCAGCAUGCGUUCGUGGUGCUGCUGGCUGGGUGACUGACAGAUGCUCGGCAUGGGCGGCGGGGGUGCGCCUAGUGGACUGA
This is a messenger RNA of Prorocentrum cordatum, 3048 nucleotides long. The record is from the annotation of a GenBank genome assembly. Lineage: Eukaryota; Dinophyceae; Prorocentrales; Prorocentraceae.